Messenger RNA from Rhinichthys klamathensis goyatoka, 4244 nucleotides. It is a transcript of the gene ago2, whose product is annotated as argonaute RISC catalytic component 2. The record is from RefSeq and is a predicted model, not a curated record. Gene Ontology annotation, biological process: regulatory ncRNA-mediated gene silencing; regulation of DNA-templated transcription. Gene Ontology annotation, molecular function: RNA binding; protein binding; endoribonuclease activity, cleaving siRNA-paired mRNA. The coding region runs from base 205 to 2847 and encodes 880 amino acids. NCBI's taxonomy places the organism in Eukaryota, Metazoa, Chordata, Actinopteri, Cypriniformes, Leuciscidae. The transcript has 21 exons. Gene Ontology annotation, cellular component: RISC complex.
UGCUGUGAUGGGGGGAUGGGAUGGGGCCACUCAGAGCUCUCGUGCUCCACUAACUCAGCGCGCUCAUUAAUCUCAGUUUUCUCCUCUAUAUCGAUGCUGUUUUAAAAUAAAAAUCAUCUUUCCAGUUACCGCAUGUGUUACGUGGCAACAGAAGAGCAAAAAGUGACGGCCUGCGAUUGAAUUUUGGUGCAGAAAGCGUUUAAAAUGUAUCCCAUUGGAGCAGCUGGUGCUGCUGAGAUGUGUCAGUCCUCGGGGUCAGAUGUUUCUGAUAAAAGUCUUACGGGUUUGGAACAACAUGAAGCUCCUGUGUCUCCUCCACCACCAGAGUAUGUCUUCAAACCACCUCAACGGCCAGACUUUGGCACAAUGGGUAGGACAAUCAAGCUUCAGGCUAACUUCUUUGAAAUGGAAAUACCCAAGUUGGAGGUGUACCAUUAUGACAUAGACAUCAAGCCUGAGAAAUGCCCACGGAGAGUUAACCGUGAAAUUGUUGAGCACAUGGUCCAGCACUUUAAGACGCAGAUCUUUGGAGAUCGAAAGCCUGUGUAUGAUGGAAGGAAGAAUCUCUACACUGCCAUGCCUUUACCCAUUGGAAGAGACAAAGUGGAGCUGGAGGUCACAAUUCCAGGGGAGGGAAAAGACAGGAGCUUUAAAGUAGCUAUAAAGUGGGUGUCAUGUGUGAGUCUGCAAGCUCUACAUGAAGCACUGUCUGGGCGGCUACCGAACAUCCCCUUUGAGACCAUUCAGGCUCUGGACGUUGUCAUGAGACAUUUGCCCUCUAUGAGGUACACCCCAGUCGGACGUUCGUUCUUUACUCCGUCUGAGGGCUGCUCCAACCCCCUGGGUGGAGGAAGAGAAGUUUGGUUUGGUUUCCAUCAGUCUGUUCGGCCAUCCCUCUGGAAAAUGAUGCUCAACAUUGAUGUGUCCGCCACUGCAUUUUACAAAGCUCAACCUGUGAUUGAGUUCAUGUGUGAGGUUUUGGAUUUUAAAAGCAUCGAAGAGCAACAGAAGCCCUUAACAGAUUCCCAGAGAGUGAAGUUUACCAAGGAGAUCAAAGGUCUGAAGGUUGAAAUAACUCACUGUGGACAGAUGAAGAGGAAGUACAGGGUGUGCAAUGUGACUAGGAGACCAGCAAGCCAUCAAACGUUCCCCUUGCAGCAAGAGAAUGGUCAGACCAUUGAAUGCACUGUCGCGCAGUACUUCAAGGAUAAGUACAAAUUGGUGCUGCGAUACCCACAUCUCCCAUGUUUACAAGUUGGUCAGGAGCAGAAACACACCUACCUUCCACUGGAGGUCUGUAACAUAGUAGCCGGACAGAGAUGCAUAAAGAAACUGACAGACAAUCAGACCUCCACUAUGAUACGUGCCACAGCCAGGUCUGCGCCUGACCGUCAGGAUGAGAUUAGCAAACUGAUGAGAAGUGCCAACUUCAACACUGAUCCUUAUGUGCGUGAGUUUGGAGUCAUGGUAAGAGACGAGAUGACUGAGGUCAAUGGUCGGGUCCUUCAGGCACCUUCGAUUCUCUAUGGUGGAAGGAACAAAGCAAUAGCAACCCCAGUCCAGGGUGUGUGGGACAUGAGGAACAAGCAGUUCCACACAGGGAUUGAGAUCAAAGUGUGGGCUAUUGCCUGCUUUGCCCCACAGAGGCAGUGUACAGAACUCCUCCUGAAGGCGUUCACUGACCAGCUUCGUAAAAUCUCACGUGAUGCUGGGAUGCCCAUUCAGGGCCAGCCUUGUUUUUGCAAGUAUGCCCAAGGAGCAGACAGUGUGGAGCCCAUGUUCAAACACCUCAAGUACACUUACCAAGGCUUACAGUUGGUGGUGGUUAUCCUACCCGGGAAGACCCCUGUUUAUGCUGAGGUGAAGCGUGUUGGAGACACUGUUCUUGGCAUGGCCACCCAGUGUGUCCAGGUGAAGAAUGUACAGAAGACCACACCUCAGACCCUUUCCAACCUCUGCCUCAAGAUUAAUGUCAAACUGGGUGGAGUCAACAACAUUCUUCUUCCACAGGGCAGGCCCUUGGUGUUUCAGCAACCAGUCAUCUUUCUGGGUGCAGAUGUAACUCAUCCACCAGCUGGAGAUGGCAAGAAACCCUCAAUUGCUGCUGUUGUUGGCAGUAUGGAUGCCCACCCAAGUCGAUACUGUGCCACGGUUCGGGUGCAACAGCACCGUCAGGACAUCAUUCAGGAUCUGGCCACCAUGGUGAGAGAGCUGCUCAUCCAGUUCUACAAAUCCACACGCUUCAAACCAACACGCAUAAUCUACUACAGAGAUGGCAUCUCGGAGGGCCAGUUCAACCAAGUUCUACAGCAUGAACUGCUGGCUAUCCGGGAGGCCUGCAUCAAGCUGGAGAAAGAUUAUCAACCAGGAAUCACCUUUGUAGUAGUGCAGAAGAGACACCACACCAGGCUCUUCUGCAUGGACAGGAAUGAACGGGUUGGAAAGAGUGGCAACAUCCCUGCUGGCACCACAGUUGACACCAAAAUUACUCACCCAUCUGAGUUUGACUUUUAUCUUUGCAGUCAUGCCGGAAUUCAGGGAACCAGCAGGCCGUCUCACUAUCACGUGCUGUGGGAUGACAACCAUUUCACCUCUGAUGAGCUGCAGGUCCUCACAUACCAGCUGUGCCACACCUACGUGCGCUGCACCCGCUCUGUCUCCAUUCCUGCACCAGCCUAUUACGCCCACCUGGUGGCAUUCCGUGCCCGUUACCACUUGGUUGACAAAGAACAUGACAGUGCUGAAGGCAGUCACACAUCAGGUCAGAGUAACGGCAGAGACCAGCAAGCCCUGGCCAAAGCUGUUCAGAUCCACCAGGACACACUGCGCACCAUGUACUUCGCCUGAACAUAGCCAGAAACAAGCCCCACAUCCUGAAAACAGCACGGUGUGUGUGUGUGUUUGUGUUUGCCUCAUGAGAACCUUCAAAUGGGGGGAAAAACAAUAAUCGCCAUGCUGUUAGGUUACCCAUUGCCCAUGUAGUCAAUUACCAAACAUCCUAAAUAUCCAUGGUUUUUAAAACUGUAACUUAUUAAUUUAUCUCUUUUUUUCCUUUAGUUUGGUGGGCAUGAUUGUGUACCUGUUGUGCAUGUCAGAUUUGAGGUUAACAUGUUUACAUAGUCAAUCCAAAAAUUCAGACUAUUUUUACACUGAAAGUUACAUUUGCAUCCGGAUGGGCUUGAUUCAAUACUAUUGCCAAGGCUGGUGAUGGAGACUGUUGAACAGUAGUUUUACAAACUCAUCAAACCAAUGAAUUCGGGUUAGUUUAGGAUAACACGGAUCAGGUUAAGGGGUUGUGGGGAUGCAGUUUCCACAGCUAAAUUAUUUAUCAGCAAGAGCCAGUGCACUGACCAGAAGAGGACUUCAGGACAAAAGUACUUAUCCUGUUUUGUUUCAUUUAUUUGUUGUGCUAAUAUGAUUUUUUUUUUUUUUUUAUUAUCAUGGUGUCAUUUAUUGUUUAGUCCAGGGCUCAGUCGACUUACUGUACCUGUCCGUGUCCGCCAAUGGCAUGAUUAACGGAGUGCUAUCAUGUACUUGUGUCAGAAAAUUUGAACACAGUGAGUGCAGAAUCAAGAAAGCUUUUGGAAGUGAGAAUGUAGGAAUUGUUCUGACAAUCAGUUUUCUGGCACUCUGCCGCUCAUUUGAGGCUGGUUCUCAUCAGUGACGCCCUCCGUUUACCUGUGACAGGGUUCUCGGUGCAGAAAUAUCUUUGUAAUAUUGAUAAUUGACCUGUAAAGUACUAAUAUUUUAGGACUCCAAGCAUUUCGAUUGAGAUUAUCUUGUACGUACUUUAAAUUCUGCUGCCAUAAGCAUUUCUCUGAUUUGUCGAAUGUGAUUGUAACAACCUAACGUUUCGGUGGGUGGGUGUAUGAGUUAAAUAUCUUUCACAUCAAAAUUAGAUCGCAUUUCACUUUAAGCACCUAUUCUGAAAUUUUCAUUUUGACGUUGUCAAAAAUAUUCCCCACAACGAAACAUGAGGCAGUUGUGUGCUGAAUAUUAGGGAAUCUGGAGUUUGCUUGGUUCUGUGUGCUGUUUCCAACGGUGAAGUUUGACUGUACUAUGUUGACUGGGUUUAAACGCUGUCGUCGCACUCCAGCGGACUUUACAGGCGAUCGAAACUUUUAAAGAUUAAUACAGAUAUCAAUUGCAUUUUUCAUAGAGACACGAGGUCAGUGAAAAUUUCAUACAAAUUUCGAAUGCACCUUAGUUUUUUUUUAGUUUUUUUUAUCUCUAGCUUAUAACCA